Molecule: messenger RNA, 1629 nt
Organism: Toxorhynchites rutilus septentrionalis
Lineage: Eukaryota; Metazoa; Arthropoda; Insecta; Diptera; Culicidae
Exons: 1
Coding region: 1-1629 (542 amino acids)
Biological process (GO): DNA integration
Molecular function (GO): nucleic acid binding
Source: RefSeq, a predicted model, not a curated record
AUGGCAUACGUGUUCCGUUUCAUCGAGAGCGUACAAAAGAAGAAUUUUGGACAGCACCUAAAAGCAGGGUUACUAACUCAGCGGGAACUAGCAAGAGCGGAGCUUGUACUCUGGAAGAUGGCACAAGAGGAUGCAUUCCCGGAAGAAAGAACCGUGCUGAAGACAACUCAGGGCAACCCAGAGAUUCGCCACGCAACCGUUUCUAAAUCGAGCAGCAUCUACAAAACUUGGCCUUUCAUGGAUGAGCAAGGAAUCCUCCGGAUGCGCGGUCGUAUUGGAGCUGCACCGUAUGUGCCAUUCGAAGCAAAGUGGCCAGCGAUUCUUCCGAAGUGUCAUCCAAUAACAACUCUCAUUACGGACUUCUACCACCGACAAUUUCGUCACGCAAAUCGCGAGACAGUUGUCAACGAAAUGCGGCAGCGCUUCGAAGUGGCCAAACUGAGAUCCCUCAUUCAAAGGGUUACGAAGAACUGCGUGUUCUGCAAGAUCACCAAGACUAUUCCAAGAGCACCAGUAAUGGCGCCUCUUCCCGAAGAAAGAUUGCAACCCUUUGUACGCCCUUUCACGUACGUUGGGGUAGAUUAUUUUGGACCGGUGCUGGUCAAGGCCGGGCGCAGCCAGGUGAAGCGCUGGGUAGCACUCUUUACCUGCUUGACAACUCGCGCUGUACACAUGGAGGUGGUGCAUAGUUUGUCAACGGAAUCAUGUGUCAUGGCUGUACGCAGAUUCGUUUGUCGUAGAGGGUCACCGGCAGUGUUCUACUCCGACAAUGGCACCUGCUUCCAUGGAGCCAGCAGGCAGCUUCAGGAAGAGAUCUCGGCAAUGAAUGAGACCAUGGCAACAACUUUCACGAACGCGAGAACCGCUUGGAAGUUCAUCCCUCCCGCAACUCCACACAUGGGCGGAGUGUGGGAGCGCCUUGUCCGGUCAGUUAAGACAGCGAUUUUUUCAGCACUGAAUAUUCCUCGAAAACCCGACGACGAGACUCUGAAAACGAUUAUCUAUGAAGCAGAAGCGUUGGUGAACUCUAGACCGUUGACGUACAUUCCGCUGGAGUCCGCGGAUCAGGAAUCUCUAACCCCCAACCACUUCCUGUUGGGGAAUUCGACGGGACUCCAUGCAGAAACCGAAGUCAUUGGAUAUGUUGGUCUCCGUAGUAGAUGGAAGCAAGCCCAGCACAUCACCGGGGAGUUUUGGAAGAGGUGGAUUAGGGAGUACCUGCCAGUGAUAACUCGCAGAUGCAAGUGGUUCGAGGACACCAAGGAGCUUGAAGAGGGAGAUCUCGUUCUCAUAGUUAACGGAACUGACCGUAAUCAUUGGAUCCGAGGACGCGUGGAGAAAGUUAUUGCAGGGCGUGAUGGGAGAAUUCGCCAAGCGUUGGUGCGAACAGCGACUGGUGUUUUACGGCGGCCUGCAAUAAAGCUGGCGGUGAUAGACGUCGGAGACAAAAGUAAACCUAUGGAGCCUUCAGGAGAUUCGGAACAACACAUAGGUUUACGGGCGGGGGUAUGUGACGACAACACUACUCGCAGCAGCGACGCCGUCGACACACUCUCCAGCAGGCCUAACCCAACGAAACUGUCACGGGUGACAAGCGAAUGGGAGAAAUGUCAAAUCGGUGGAGAAUGA